GAUUUCAUAGCAUUACAAGCUCGUCUUCAACAAACGAGUCUUACAUAGUUGUAGCAUAGCAAGCAAGUAGUCAGUCGAAGUAGAAGAGAUCAAUCAGUGCAAAUACAACAAAAACGUGUUUACAAAAAUUACAACAAAUAAUUGUGUUAAAUUUACAACAAAUUCCAAUUCAUUCACAAACAAUGGCCAGUGUGUGUAUGUCGCAAACGGGCUACCAACAACAGCAACAUCACUUUCAAAUGUUGAACGGCAACAUAAUGUUGCUACAAAAAGCGCAACAACAACAGCAGCAACUGCAACAACAACAAACGUUCCAGCAGACAAACAUCUAUCAAGCGAAGAAACAACAAAGCAUUGCACCCGCACCCAAAGUGUUGGGCAACAGCAAUCUGCACAACAUCCAGAUGGGUGCCAUUGGUGGCGCUGAUGACCUCGUGCCACGCAAGAAGUAUACCUAUAUGAAUAUGCCGUACGGUGAGCAAUUGCCGUCGGUGGCACGUCGCAAUGCGCGCGAGCGUAAUCGCGUCAAGCAGGUGAACAACGGUUUCGCCAACUUGCGUCAACAUCUGCCACAAACCGUGAUCAAUACGUUGUCGCAUGGUGGACGCGGCGCCAGCAAGAAGCUCUCCAAGGUGGAUACCCUCCGCAUUGCGGUCGAGUAUAUACGCGGUCUGCAGGACAUGCUCGAGGAGUCGCAACCCAGCGGUGCCUCCGUUUCGAAUAAAAUGCUUGCCAACUCCUCGUCGCUCUGUGAUGAGUCCAGCAACGAUGGCAGCAACUACGGCUACGCCUCAAUGGGCAGUCCCAGUGAGCAGGCAUACAAUCCGCUACAAAAUUCCUAUCACUCAGAGGCUUCGGUUUCGCCAGCGCCCAGCUACAGCGGCGAUUCGGAUAUCUCAAUUGGUGGCGCCAACUAUUUGCAUCCCGUCAAGUACGAGGAACAGCAGCAACAACAACAAGUUAUGCAUGAGAAUGUGCAGUUCAAAUUCGAGUCUUUCGAUGAUUUCGCACAUUUGUCGCCCGCAGAUGAGCAACCCGACGAUGAGGAGCUCUUGGACUACAUUUCCUCGUGGCAAGAGCAAUAAGCUGCUUGGGCAGCCAAAUCAGUGACUCCAAAAACCUGCGUAAAACUUUCCAAAAAUCAAACGAGAGAGAGAGACAACACAGACCAGUGGCAACUCAGGACUCAGUAUUUUCCACAAAAUACAAUCUAUUUUACUUCAAUGAGCGUUGUGUAUAGAAGAGUGGAAUUCUUGUUCCACUUUUUGUAAAAUUUUGUAAAUAGUGCCUUGCAAAAAACAAACUUUUAUUGUGUUAAAACUGUUUAGUUUAAGUAUUUUAAGUAAGUUUUUUAUUAGUUUUAAGUUAUGGAAGACAAAUGAUUUAAAACUAUACUCAUAAGUUAAGCGCUAAUUUUAAGUAAUGGAAGACACUAAACUAAUUUAGACUAAGCAAACCACUAUAAAACAAAGCAAACAAACAAACAAAAACAACAAACCAAAUAAAACAAAAUUCAAUGAAAAACAUAAAA
This is a messenger RNA of Zeugodacus cucurbitae (melon fly), 1531 nucleotides long. It is a transcript of the gene l(1)sc, whose product is annotated as achaete-scute complex protein T3. Bases 183 to 1085 code for a protein of 300 amino acids. The record is from RefSeq and is a predicted model, not a curated record. Lineage: Eukaryota; Metazoa; Arthropoda; Insecta; Diptera; Tephritidae. Gene Ontology annotation, molecular function: protein dimerization activity; RNA polymerase II transcription regulatory region sequence-specific DNA binding; DNA-binding transcription factor activity, RNA polymerase II-specific. The transcript has a single exon. Gene Ontology annotation, biological process: regulation of transcription by RNA polymerase II; developmental process.